CUUCUUCCCUGUUUCAGUUCUUCCCCACCAAACCCUAAAACAACUGAAAUUCAAUUUUUCUUCUAUGGAUUUACAGUGGACUGACAAUCGCCAUCGCUGUGUUCUCUGAUUCUGGUCUCUCCGUGUUGUUCAGCUUUUUCACUCUCCUAAUAUUUCCUACAUUCAUGGGAGAGAACAACAAAAGACGACUCUCCGACAAUGGCCACCAACGAAGCAAGAAGCAUCAAUCUUCAUCUUCCCCUUCUUCUGCUCGAACUCCCACUCGCUCAACCUCAAUCUCUCACCCUCGGUUCAAUAAUCCCUCACCGGAACCGUCGAGGAGCAAAACCCCGCAUUUCGUUUCGUAUCUCGACUUCCCUAAUUUGCCCUUCAAGAUUAAAUUACUAUGUGAAAUCAUCGCCAACGCCUCAUCGAUUGAUCUCGAAAUCGUUCUGGAAGAGACCGGCGUUCAGGUUAGUCGAGAAGAUGUAGAAGACGUUCUGAAAUUAUCUUACAAGUUUCCGGGAUCAUCCAUGAAGUUCUUCCGGUGGUCCGGCCGGAAACUCAACGACCAACACAGUCCUUAUGCGUGGAAUUUGAUCGUCGACAUUUUGGGUAAGAAUUUACAUUUUGAACCAAUGUGGGAUGCUAUGAAAUCGAUGAAGAACGAAGGAUUGAUUUCUUUGGCUACUUUUGCUUCUGUGUUUAGUAGUUAUAUCGUUGCUAAUCGUGUUAAGGAUGCCAUUAUGUCAUUUGAGGUUAUGGAUCGUUAUGGUUGUCCUCGUGAUGUAGUGGCAUUGAAUUCACUUCUAAGUGCUAUAUGUAGGGAUGGAAACACCAAGGAUGCUGAUGAGUUUUUGCAAAUAGCCAAAGGUAAAAUUAGGCCUGACCCUGAUUCUUAUGCCAUUGUAUUAGAAGGGUGGGAAAGUGAAGGAAAUAUAGUCUGUGCCAGACAAACUUUUGUAGAGAUGAUAGAACAGAUUGGUUGGGAUCCCACCAAUACCCCUGCUUAUAAUUCCUUUUUAUGUGUAUUGCUCAAGGACCCCAAUGGGCUGCACGAGGCAUUGAUGUCCUUCAAGAGGUUGAAAGAUAAGAUGUGCUAUCCGGGAUUUAAGUUUUUCAAGCUUGCCCUUGAUGAGUGUGCGAAGAAUCGCGAUGUCAAAGCGGGGAAGUAUCUUUGGAAUGAAAUCGUAGAGAGUAUUAAUUUUCAGCCUGAUACACAUAUGUACAAUUCGAUGAUUGUUCUAUGUUGCCAUCAAAACGACGCCGAUGCAGCGAGAAGGGUGUUAGAUGAGAUGAUAUCUUAUGGAACAUUCCCGAAUUUGGAAACUUACAAUUUGUUAUUUCGGUACUUGUUAAAGGAAAAGAAAUUGAGAGAGGCUUCAAGUAUAUUUGAUGAAAUGAUUAAAAAUGAGUUUGUUCCAAGCCAUGCUAAUUGUAAAGCAGCAGUCAGGAUUUACAUUGAAAAUGAAGACCCAAAUGGGGCCAUAAAAGUAUGGAAAUGUAUGGUUAAAAUUUAUGAAUCUGAUCUUGAAGAGAUUGCUAAUUUCUUGAUUGUAGGGCUCCAAGAUCAAAAGAGGUUGCCAGAAGCAGUCAAGUAUGCUAAUGAGAUGAUUGAUAGAGGUAUCAUUUUGAAACAUUCAACUUUGUCCAAACUAAAACAGAGCCUUUUUGUAGUUAGGAAGGAAUUUAUGUAUGACGAGCUCAUGAUGAAGUUGAAAUUUACUGAGAGAUAAGAAUUUUGGUGCUUCUAACCUCUGCAUAUCUUUUUCGUCUGGGUUAUAGAGAUGAUAUAUUUGGGGCUCGGAUCGGGCGUGCGUUCAGAAAUGUAUCAAUUUCUGAGGAAUCUUCUGCUGUUUUCAAUGAACAUGUAGAUGUCUGUGAAGUUCUAGUACAAAACAAGAAACUAUUGUGUAGCAUGUCUUUCCAUCUCAUUGGAAGGGGAACAUUUUGUGGAGUUGGAGACUGAUGAUAAUUGGUAUAAGAAGAGAAAAUCUAUACUUUUUGAUACCAAAAGAAGAGAGUAUCACAGGGAAGGCUUGUCUCCUGAAUGGAACAGAGAUAUCUGUUUGUGGUGCCGUUCUGGAAUCAGCUCAUUUAGAGAUGUGAUGUUGAGAGGCUUGGGGUAGGUAUGAGUAGUGGACUUUGCUUGCAAGGAGUUCUGCAAUUAUCCUGGGUGUUCUUAAUUGUUAACUGGCUCUUUUGUUUUUGCUUCUUUUGAUGUGGGCUGGCUUCUUUUUUCGUUGUUUGUGCUCUUUUCGUACGCUAGCCUUGAUGUCAUCAUCUAGUAUGAUAGGUGUUAGGAAUCACGGACCUUCACAAUGGUAUGAUAUUGUCCACUUUGUGCAUAA
This is a messenger RNA of Cucurbita maxima (winter squash), 2330 nucleotides long. RefSeq names its product pentatricopeptide repeat-containing protein At1g77360, mitochondrial-like. The record is from RefSeq and is a predicted model, not a curated record. The transcript has a single exon. Gene Ontology annotation, molecular function: protein binding. NCBI's taxonomy places the organism in Eukaryota, Viridiplantae, Streptophyta, Magnoliopsida, Cucurbitales, Cucurbitaceae. Bases 165 to 1715 code for a protein of 516 amino acids.